GGAGUCCUUGCCAACGUCCAAUACUACAUUAAAAAGCCAAUCCCGGGCAAGGAGUACACAGGGUUCAAGGCGGCCCUUCGGAAAACCUGCUACAGGGCAGCGGUACCUUCAACUUUGGAGCCAUCUGCCCAAGAAAAGACAAAACCGGAUCUCACGACAACAGCUGGAGGAGCCGUUGACGGUGUCGUUGCUGCAGCUGUUGCCGGCGUCGUCGAAGGAAUUGUUGACCAUACCUUGGAUCCCUUCGUCAGCGCCCCA
Molecule: messenger RNA, 258 nt
Organism: Paramuricea clavata
Lineage: Eukaryota; Metazoa; Cnidaria; Anthozoa; Malacalcyonacea; Plexauridae
Source: the annotation of a GenBank genome assembly